Dalotia coriaria is the source of this 566-nucleotide messenger RNA. It is a transcript of the gene COX7AL, whose product is annotated as cytochrome c oxidase subunit 7A2, mitochondrial-like. The transcript has 3 exons. The record is from RefSeq and is a predicted model, not a curated record. Lineage: Eukaryota; Metazoa; Arthropoda; Insecta; Coleoptera; Staphylinidae. The coding region runs from base 129 to 389 and encodes 86 amino acids. Gene Ontology annotation, biological process: mitochondrial electron transport, cytochrome c to oxygen.
AGAAUGUAAAAGGAAUUUUGAACUUUAGUAAAUUCUUGAACCUAAAAUUCCCCACAAUGUAACUAGAAUUACUAGUGUACUCAGGAGCCAUAUUUAGUCCACUUGAACGUCAUUUUUCAACUGAAACAAUGAGCAACCUCAGGAGUGCAGUUAUCCUCGGCCAGCUUAUCCGUCGCCAGAUGAGCACGGUGAAAGAAGUCCCUUCUUCCCGAUUCCAGCGCCUCAAGGAAGUUCAGGCUAAAUACGGUGUUGAAGAUGGUAUCCCAUCCUACAUGAAGGGUGGUUUCUCUGACCGCAUUUUGUUUGGCACCACCCUAAUUCUGACUGCUGUUGGUUUGGUGAUGUCUGGUGAAGUUCUGUACAAACUGUCCUACCCUGCUAAGGAAUAACUUAAUAACAAAAUUCUAGUAAAUAAAGUUUAGUCCUGCAAGAACUGUACAUGUGAAGAUAGAAAAUGUAACUGUUCCAUAUUUAAAUGUAUUCUUUGUUGAUUGAAGUAUGUAUAACCAAAUUAACAUCUGAAUGGAAAUGAUAAACAAAGAAAUAAAGUGAUAAAGAGUACUAAA